UGGGUCGAGAGCCUGGGUCUGGAGAAGGUCGAGGAGCUGCGCGAGGAGCGGGCCAAGCUCGUCUAUGACACUAUUGAUUCGCACCCAGAGUUCUUCAAGGGCCCGGUCGACAAGCAGUAUCGCAGCCGCAUGAACAUUGUGUUUAAUCUGCCGACCAAGGAGCUGGAGGCGCACGUCGGCGGAAUCCGCGUGUCGCUCUACAACGCCAUGACCAUCGAGGGCGCACAGGCCGUUGUCCAGUUCAUGCUGUCAUUUUAUGAGCAGAAUCGCCAGUAA
Messenger RNA from Linderina pennispora, 276 nucleotides. RefSeq lists its product as uncharacterized. The transcript is spliced from 2 exons. The record is from RefSeq and is a predicted model, not a curated record. Gene Ontology annotation, cellular component: cytoplasm. Gene Ontology annotation, biological process: L-serine biosynthetic process. The annotation marks the transcript as partial. Lineage: Eukaryota; Fungi; Kickxellomycota; Kickxellomycetes; Kickxellales; Kickxellaceae. Gene Ontology annotation, molecular function: pyridoxal phosphate binding; O-phospho-L-serine:2-oxoglutarate transaminase activity.